Messenger RNA from Drosophila eugracilis, 8987 nucleotides. RefSeq names its product nucleosome-remodeling factor subunit NURF301 (gene E(bx)). Gene Ontology annotation, molecular function: RNA polymerase II cis-regulatory region sequence-specific DNA binding. The record is from RefSeq and is a predicted model, not a curated record. NCBI's taxonomy places the organism in Eukaryota, Metazoa, Arthropoda, Insecta, Diptera, Drosophilidae. Gene Ontology annotation, cellular component: NURF complex. Bases 233 to 8542 code for a protein of 2769 amino acids. Gene Ontology annotation, biological process: regulation of transcription by RNA polymerase II. The transcript has 14 exons.
CCGUCUCCAGUUAUGUUCAGAACUGAAAUGUUAGGUAAAAGUGGCUCUCGCAGUUUGCUCAAGAUAGUUAAAAAUACUUAAAUAUAUUGUGUUAAAUCGUCUGCAAUUGUUCCCCAACAUGCUGGAUCUAAUGUGCAGAUCUACAUCGGUAAAUCAAAAUCAAGUCUGAAGAAAAACCUAGAGAAGCAUCCGGAAACAAAUUCAUAUAAAUCAGUAGAGCAAAACCAAGGAAAUGAGCGGUCGCGGCAGCCGUAAACGUGGUCGACCGCCAAAGACGCCCAACGAGCGCGCUUCAGGACGCUUCAGUUACCAACUGCUCAAGAAGCCAAAGUAUCUUAGCGAGGGAAAGUCACAGCCCAGUACUCCGUCGGCCUCCAGAGGUAUUUCUCCGCAAAGUGACGAGGGCAGCCGGAGCAGCCACAACAAUCACAACCGCAGUCGCGGUAGUGCGGCGAAGAGGGGACGCGGUCGCAAAUCCACUGUGCAACCCAACACCAGCAGCUAUUCCGGAAGAAAAGGUUACGAGUCGGAAUACCACUACGGCUCAGAUUUUGGAGAUUCCGAAGAAGAUAAAUCAGAUAAUGAAGAUGACAUGCUACUUACUCCUAGUGACGAAGAGAGCCUGGAAGCAGCAAACGAGAGCGAAUCGGAGUUUUCCGUAUGUAGUUUUAACCAAAAUGGAGUAGGUCGGCCUCCACGGCCUCCUAGCCCGGAACCCGUCUGGCUGCAGGAAGGGCGGCAAUAUGCACCUCUAGAAUUGCCCGAUUCAUCGGAGGAUCUAACCGUAGCUAAUGCCUACGUAUUAAGAGCUCUUAGUAUCUAUGAAGUACUGCGACGUUUUCGCCACUUGGUGCGCCUUUCGCCAUUUCGAUUUGAAGACUUUUGUGCAGCACUAAGUUGUGAGGAGCAAAGUGCUUUACUGACGGACGUGCAUAUAAUGCUGCUAAAGGCGAUCUUACGAGAAGAGGACGCACAGGGUACUCAUUUUGGUCCGCUGGAUCAAAAAGACACUGUAAAUAUAAGCCUUUAUCUGAUUGAUGCUUUAACGUGGCCGGAAGUUUUGCGAAGCUAUGUGGAAAGUGACAGAACUUUUGAUCGCAACGUGUUUCAUAUAUUAAGCCAAACUGAAUAUCCGUACACGAGCAUUGACAGCCGACUUGAAGUGCUCCAGUUUCUGACAGAUCAAUUUUUAACUGCCAAUUCUGUUCGCGAUGUAAUGUUGCAUGAAGGGCCCAUUCAUUAUGAUGACCAUUGCCGCGUAUGCCAUCGCCUUGGUGAUUUGUUAUGCUGCGAAACAUGUCCUGCUGUCUAUCAUUUGGAGUGCGUAGAUCCACCGAUGAAUGAUGUACCUACUGAAGAUUGGCAGUGCGGACUUUGCCGUUCACAUAAAGUCAGUGGUGUAGUGGACUGCGUGUUGCCGCAGGAAAAACAAGGCGUGCUUAUUCGACAUGACAGCCUUGGUGUUGAUCGUCAUGGUCGCAAGUAUUGGUUUAUUGUGCGUCGCAUUUUUGUUGAAGAUCAGGAAGGCUCCACUUGCUGGUACUACAGUACGACAAGUAAGUUAAAAUUACUAAUUAAUCGCAUGGACGCCGAAGAACUGGAAUCGCGACUGCAUGGCCAAAUAAUAGAACGCAGAGACGAAAUCGAGCGCCAAAUGAAAUUGACUGAGACCCUAACUAAUGAGCACAAACAUACCAAACGAAGUUUUAUAGAAAUGGAACAAGAGGCUACAAAUGAACUAAUCGAAAAAGAAGUACUUGAUGAGGAAGCUGAUGCCAAAUCUGAUAGCCAUUCCGUGGAGGGAAUAAAAAAACAGGAAGAAACCAAAAUGAUUACUCGGCAAAAGUCAAAUCAGCUAAGUAAUGGAACGCUGCAUUUCAAACUUGGUAUGGACCAAGGGUUUAAAAAUUACGUUAAUCAGUAUUCAACAAAUCCGAUUGCACUGAACAAGCCCCAACGGAACGAGGAGCGGGAUAAGCGGCGUCAUCUGUCCCACAAGUUUUCUUUAACGACUGCAUCCGACUUUAAAUGGAUAGGUAUAACCAUGGGAACCACCGAGAAUAUGAUUACAACGCUUAGGCAAACGUUGAUAAACUUCGAAUCCAACAUAGCUGCUCCUUUUUUAAAUACUAACUGGACGAUUAACAAAAAAAUUUGGAAUGCAGCUGUAAUGAACGCACGUCGAGCAUCUGAUUUUGCGGCCGUAUUGUUGCUGUUUCAAUCGUCCCUUAAGAGCGUUGUGUUUGCCAACGUUUGGCACGAGCAACUGGGUCACACAACUUUAAAACGCAUAACUAGUGCCGAACGAGAGGAGCGAAAAAAACUUGAAAAGCGAGAAAAACGUGAACGGGAUGACGAGGAAGAACGGAAUCGCCUAGCAUUCAAUUACAUUAAAUAUACAUUGGGUCUCAAGCAUCAAGUGUGGAAGCAAAAAGGAGAAGAAUACCGUGUUCACGGACAGUGGGGCUGGCUUUGGCUCUCUAGCAGUCGACGCUGUGGUGUUCGUUCACGACGAGUUCAGCCAAUGGUACAUACUAGAGUCUACGUACAUUACAGCAUGGGUGAUGAAAAUGACGUAAAUGAAGUUGUAUUAGUCGAUCCACGCACUCAGCGUUUUAUGCAGCAAUGCGAGUCAACCAAUAUCGGUGGUCAGGUGUGCCAUUAUUUACCGGAACAAUUUAAAAAUGUAAAAGUUAUACAAGAUGUGGGAGAGAAAAUCAAGGGGCAAAUCGAUGUUAGCAAAGCGCUAAAUUCUCCAGGUCGUAUUUAUUUUCCGAAAGUAGCUCGAAAAUGUCGAUUAGAUGAUCUUUUGGAUCGCCGUAUGAAAUUGGCAGAGAUUGAGGAGCAGAUGGCUUCUAAGGUUUCUACAGACAUGAAGCCGCUUGUUAUUUCGUCCCAAAUUGUUUCACCCAAUAGCACACAAACAAAUUUAGAGAAGCGUUUACUUCGGCUUACUGAAGGCCCAGCGAAAGGAGGACCUGCAAACGUAAACCUGGAACUCGUUAAUUCGCUGGCCAAACAAAUUCAAACAGUUCGAUUACAAUUUAGUCAACUUAACCGCUUUGCUAAGAUAUUUCGUUGUUAUACAAAAGAGUGUAAUACAAAUUCAAAUGCUGUAUCUCAAAUAACUCAAAAUACUUGCUAUUCGCCGUUGUGCCUCCAAAAGGCGCGGGCAAAGAAAGAACUUUUAUUGUUAUUAAGGAAGGCGCAUACUGCCGGAAAUGGAUCUAAAGAGACUGUUGCUGCUAUAUUGGGAGCUGUAAAAAAGCCAUCUAUUCUCGAGCAAAAGCUCACUGAGGGUAAAAGAGAAUCCAGUCAGCUAGCGACCGAUGAUUCCGAAGAAGGGAAACCAGCUGAAUCCGAAGCACCAUUGGACUUACUGCAAGAUUGGGAACAUGCUCGUUCCCACGCUGUUCAAUUUAGCGAAUCUUUAUUGACCGAAUGCAUGCUUGUUGAUCAAGGGUGCUCUACUAAUACAAGAAUUAAAGAAGAAGAUAAUCCAAGUGCCGGAUGCAAUACAAAUACCGACUCGAAUACUCAAGACUCCGAUAAAAUGGACUAUAUCGAGAGUAUGGACGUUUGCAGCAAUGUUGAAAUUGAAAGUACCGAAGAUUCUAUUGCAGCUGGCUUAAACUCGGCAUGCUCGGGAGGUAAUGCUGAAGAUGUCGAUACGACACCCGGAUGGCGGCGAAAACGAAAUCAGAAAUCUAAAAAAACAUAUAUUGGUACGAAAGAUGUGUUGGAUCAAACGUUAGACAAGGACAUACCACUUAACAAGCAAAACCGCAGAUUUCCUAUAACUGCACGUCCAGUAAAACGUGAAUGCGUGAAAAAGUAUGAACGGGAGUAUUUUGAAAACGGAACGGAGCGUGUAUAUUCAUGUAAUUCACCUCGGGGUCGUGUUUACCUUCUUAUUGACGCAGCCAAAUUGUACGAACAAGCUGAAAUAGCUGAGGAUAAAAAAACGAUUUCCAAAAAACCGUCAUACUCACGAUACCCUCUCAUUUCCAAUUUUCUUACUCAUAAAAAGAAACGCAGCCUAUUGGUGCUUCCGCGUUUCGAGCUUCUUAAGCUGGCACGUCUGGGAGGAAAAUCAUCCACUAAUGGUUUUCAUCAUGCGGCAAAAAAUAACACAAUCUGGCAAUAUCAGUGCUCGCGUCCUCUCUUCCGAACGUGUUGGUCCUAUCGCACAUCUAACGCCACCUCGUUAUCAAGCCUAGCACUUCAACUACGAAUACUAUGGUCGUGCCUCCGUUGGGACGACAUGAUAGCAAAACCCCCAACUGCGGAUGGGAAACAUCAGGUUACGACUGAAACUGAAAUUGUCACUUUAGAAUUGCUAAGACUUCGACAUGCAGGCCGCUAUGGCGAAAAAACAAGCUACUUGCGACGAAAAGUUGUCAUCCCCCUUGAAAUGCCUAAGACUAUAAGAGAAGUAACAUCCAUAAGAUCUGGACUGCGAAAACGAAAGCGCGCUGAGUCUCCCCAGCCAACUGAGCCACAAAUUAGCGAGGAAUGGGUCGAUGAAGAUAAAUUGGAAUUGUGGGAAAUCAAAUUUAUUGGAGAAAAGCAGGAAAAGGCACGCCUAUCAGCGGUAACGCGAUCGGUAGCAUCUCGUCAAUUGGAGACAAAUAGUAAUAAUGGCCCAAGCACUUCAACUAAUGGAACUCCUGCUGGCGCUGGUCGCGUCCAAUUAGCACCAAAAUCUAAUGACGAUGUUAAGGAAAAAAUGGAACAACAAUUAAAAUUGCAACGCGCUGUUCACCAACAGAGGAAACUGGUUGGCGAAGUCACCCGCUCUGUUACCCCGGUUAAGGGCCAAGUUAUUGGUAGCAGGCGUGUUAUUGUUAAAAAUCCUGACGGCACAACGCGUAUCAUUCAGCAAGCAGUUACGCAGGUUUCACGAGCAGGGACAGCUAACACGCCAACUGCUUCGCCAUCUGUUGCAAGCUCGUCAAAUACUCAGUCUAAUCCAUCCGCACCUACACCACAUAAAGUACAAAUUAUUAGGGGGCCAGAUGGCAAAGUGAGCGUACGUGGAUUAAAUCCUGGGCAGCAGCUAGUUCAAAUGCCAGAUGGGAAAUUGCAUGUGCUGACUACAACCUCUUCUUCAAACGCAACGGCGCAAGGAAACAAAAUUAAAGUUCCCAUUAAGCCAACUUCUACUCCGUCAUUACCAGCUGUAACUCCAGUACAGACUACUGCAAAUCCGGUAACGCCUGUUAUAAAACAAAUUGCUGUUAAACAUGUUCCCAAAAAUACUGGUACUCAAUCUAUAGCAUCGUCUUCGCGCGUUGCUUUACCGCUUGCUCAAAUUAAGAAUAAAUUGUUGCUGGCACAACAGCAGCAGCAAGCGACUUCAACAACAAACUCAUCGCCAUCCGUGCAAAAGAUAGUGUCAAAAGUAAUUAACACAGGUGCCUCUGGGCAAAACCUGCAGCAGGUUUUCGUACAGUCCGGGUCAAAAUUAAUGGUAGGCCAAAAUGCACAAGGGCAAAAGGUCAUCAUAUCGACUUCGUCUCCACAACAACAAGGAUCAUCACCAGUUCAACAACAACAAAUUGUGCAAUCUCAAGUUAUUUCACAGCCAAUUCAACAGUCACCACAGCAGCAAAUCUCAAUGUCACCGGUUGGAAGUCAACCAACGCAAAAAGUAAUUCAGCAAAUUGUUAACACUAGCAACGUGCAACAGCAUAUCGUUGUUGGUGGCCAACGAAUAAUUUUAAGCCCUGGCCAAACUAUUGUUACUCAGAGGAAUGUGCCACAGAGUCAAGCGUUGCAAAUGGUUCAACAGCAGAUUCAAACUCAGCAACAGCAGCAGCAGCAGCAACAACAUAUUGUUCAACCUCAGACCCAAUUUGUUCUCCAAUCGAACCAGAUUGUUCAAUCCCCGCCAAGUACGCAAACAAAGCUAGUUAAGCAACUCGUGGUUCAACCACAAUCCCAACAAACAAUUGAAGAGGAAACGCAAGUUACCACUGCUGAUGUCAAUGAAACAGGCACGCAACAAGUUUUAGUUCCAAAUUCUACUUUAGCCCAGCAAUUAGCACAAGGCAAGCUACAGGUUGCCACUGUGAAUGGCCAACAAGUCAUUGUAAAACCGCUAGGGAAUAAUCAGGCUCAAAUAGUAGCACAUAUAAAACACCAAGGCGAUGGGAACGCUCAUAUCGUCACAAGUAAUUCAGCCACUGCAGUGGCGCAAGCAAGUCCACAAACCUCACCAGUUAAACAGCAGGCUAUUCAAUUACAAAGUCCCCAUCAGGUCGUCCAGCAGCAGCAAAUUCCUCAACAGUCAACCACAAACUACGAAAGCACCGUAACCUCAGUAUCUCAACAGUCCGUUGUUGCCCAGACAGUCCAGGGACAAACUCAACAGCAACCGUUGAGUGUUGAGGAAAGUCUUCUUCAAAACCAGCCUCCUGGAACAGUUAUUAAAUGUGUUACCGCCCAAGUAUUGCAAACCGAGCAUGGGCCACGUAUAGUAUUGCAAGGCUUGGUGGGCAACGAUUUCACAGCUCAACAAUUGCAAUUGGUGCAAACUCAGGUGAAGCAGCAAUUAAUGAAGGCUCAAGAAUCAAAUGGCAAGCUAGGUGUUCUGGGACCAACAAAAAUCUAUUUGGCGGUCCAGCCGGAAACGACGGCUCAAUCACAACCUCCUCCACUUACUCCAGUACACCAAUCGGCUACGCAUCAGCAAGUUGGUGGAGGCGUAUCAAUUGCUUGUAUGGUGAAUUCGAAUUAUAUUUUGCAUGAAACGCAAGAAGAUGAUUAUGAUGAUGAAAUUAUCGUCGUAUGCAGUCCUCCAAAUCAAAUUUUACCCACAACCCCAAAUGAAGUAACUCAAGGUAGAAUUUCAAUAAGUGAUUUUCCGUGCCACACCAACAUUAGUUUUGAAGAUCAAGACAAUAAUGAGCAGCAUCGCCUAAAAUAUGAAUGUGAAGACCUUAAACGAUGUUCAUUGCAGACCAACAACAUCGACAACGACGCCAAUGCGCUAACAACUUACGAAGCCAAUCCAACUAUUAGAAUAAAUUCCAUAAACAAUGGAAAUGAGCAGGAACAUCAUAGAAAAUGUGCAGAAACAGAAAAAUCUAAUAUUACAAUUAACAAGUCCUUUGUCGGUACACCUCCCCUAUUGGAGGUCUUACAGCAUAAAGAAACAGCAGAUCAUAACGAAUUCGUUUCCACAGAACCAGACUUAGAAAAUAAACAAAGUGAAAGCUUUGUUGUCACCAGCGGCUAUAUACAGGACUCUAUUUCAAAUGCUCUUAAACAAGGUAAUCUGAGCCCGGAGCUUGAAGAAAAACUUGUUCAUAUGCAAAAGCAACAAGAAAAUGCUAGUUCCAAAUGUGAAGAUGAGUGGGAACUGUGCUCGAGAGGAAGUGCAAACGACGAAGGUUUUACACCAAAUCGCCGCAGCUUUUUAUUACGUGAUCACAGCACAGAUGAUGUCGACUGGAAAAUUAGAACUUCGUUAAGACGACCAAAUGCUUUGACAAGUAACCCAUUUAAUCGCAUUUUAAAAAGAAAUCGCAAGCAGAAUGAAGAAAUGGCAGAACUAGGAGAGCAAAAGCAAUCGCAGUUGGAACGGCAUAAGGAGCUGCUUAAAAAAAGUAUUUUGCGUAAGCGUUCAUUAUUGGAACGUAAUUUACAAAAUGAGAUACGCGAAGAUGUUAAAUCCAAAGUACAGAGGCAUCUGCGCCCAUUAAGAGAGGCUUCACCGGAAGAACACAGUGAAAAUGAAAGAAGUGGCGAGCCAGCAACUGACUUUAAAGGGCCAGAGGACAAUACACAGAACAGUAGGCAUUGUGUUGGCAGACCAAAGAAAUUAACAAGAAAAAAGGAAAAAUUGUAUUGUAUUUGUCGUACUCCAUAUGAUGACACAAAGUUUUACGUGGGGUGUGACUUAUGCAGCAAUUGGUUCCAUGGAGAUUGUGUCAGUAUUACCGAAGAAGCUUCAAAAAAACUUUCGGAAUUCAUUUGCAUUGAUUGCAAAAAGGCAAGAGAGACUCAGCAACUUUAUUGCAGCUGUCGUCAGCCAUACGACGAAUCACAGUUUUACAUAUGCUGUGAUAAAUGCCAGGAUUGGUUUCACGGACGUUGCGUAGGAAUACUUCAGAGUGAAGCUGAGUUUAUAGAUGAAUACGUGUGCCCUGAAUGCCAGCGGAAAACAGAUGCAAACGCAGCAAAUAUGAAAAAGCUUGCCCCAAAUGAAAUUGAAGAGCUAAAAACCCUAAUCAAACAAAUACAGUUACACAAAAGUGCUUGGCCUUUUAUGGAACCGGUUGAUCCGAAGGAAGCACCAGACUAUUACAAAGUUAUUAAAGAGCCCAUGGAUCUCAAACGGAUGGAAACCAAACUCGAAUUAAACACUUACACAAAACUAGCAGAGUUUAUUGGAGAUAUGACAAAAAUCUUUGACAACUGCCGUUACUAUAACCCCAAAGAUUCAUCCUUUUAUAAAUGUGCUGAGGCACUAGAGUCCUACUUUGUUCAAAAAAUUAAAAACUUUCGGGAUAAUGUUUUUGGUCAAAGUAGAUAAGAGACCAUAGCAAGGCUUAACACUUCCAGAGAAUGAUUGUAGUUUGUAAAUGACACAUUCAACGAUUUGAAAAACAUGUUUAUUUUAUGUGUUUUUAUUUUUCAAUAAAAUGUUACAUAUAUAAUUUAUUAUAAGAGAUAAUCUAUGUACAUAUUACAAGAGCCUAAAAUAUCUGUAUUAUAAAUCAAUAUGCAAAUAAAUGUCAUGUUUACCGGACGUUCGAAAAGUAAAAUAACUACACUAAGCUAAUCCUUUGUACAGAACAUUCAAAUGUAAAUAAGCACCUUAUCUAUGUGUUUUGAUAAUAUCCCUAUUAGAUUAGAUUUAGAUUUUAACAAAAGCAUAUGUAACUUGUAAACAGGCUUAAACAUGAACUCGUGAUAAGCCUUUUCUUGACUUAUGAUGGAGAUCAAUAUUUAAAUAAAUAACUAGCUGUAAAGAUAAA